CACGCAACUACCUAAUCGUUCAGAUUCCCCGGAACUAACCAACAUGUUGCUCGCGCCGUUUGGAACGCUCUUGGCCGCUGCCGUCACCGUUUAUGCGACUGCCGUACCCGCUAUGCGCGGCACGCGCAUGAAGCAGGACGUUGAUACUGGCUUCGAGUGGGAUCCCGAAGCAUUCAAAAUUGCUGCAGUGCGCGAGCCUCCAGUUGGAUUUGUGUACCACGAUCUCUGGGACACGACGACCUGGUAUAACUACGACCUCAACGCCACUAUUGCCCAAUCAGUCAAGAUCAUCGGACGAGCUGCAGCUGAGGGUGUCAAGUUUAUUGCCUUCCCGGAGAUCUAUUUCCCUGGGUAUCCUGCCUUUCGCACUGCCAACGGCCCAGAGGACUUCGCGCAAUAUGUAUCGCAGACUAUGGAGCCCGGCGACGCCCAGUGGCAAACUCUAAUGAAGGCUUUUGCUGAUGCUAAGAUGUACGGUGUUGUCGGGUGGGCCCAGAGGGCUAACAACUCUCUCUUCAUGACUCAAAGCCUUGUUGGUCCCAUGGCCGACGGCUCGGCAGGAACCAUUUGGAAACACGAAAAGUUCCGUCCCUCCGGCGAGGAGCGCACGCUCUUUUCCGACGGACUACUCAAUACCAUCCGCGCUCAAAAACUACCCUUCGGGGUGGUCUCGAUGCUCAACUGCUGGGAGCAUGUUUACCCCGAGUCCCGGUUUAUCUCCGGUGCCCAACCUGCCAACAUUCACGUCGCGUCCUUCCCGAUUGGCAGCUCGGUUGCCAAUGCGACCGUCAACGUUAACCCUUAUACGGGGUGGCAUGCCGAUGCCAAAGCAUACGCCGAGACUGCUGCUGGUUCCCCCAUACUCAUGCUGCCCACAUAUGGUGCCUCGGGCAUUUUCUCCGGAUCGACUACCCUGAACGAGUCGACCAACACCCUCACGACAGGUUCACAGCCGUAUGUCACUACUGUCCUGAAUACGACUACGUUCAGCGACACCUCGUACAGCGUGAACGCAUACAACAGCUGGGGCGCCGUCGAGAACAUCAUGCAGAAUCUCCCCUCCGAUAUGCCGCAGCGCAAAGGCCCCUUCCUCCAGCGCGUGAUCUUUACGAUUGAUCAGCUCACCAAAGCUUAUAUCUGGACCCCCGGGUUGACCUGCACGCCUACUUCCAAGUGGCCGUGCCUCAAGGUCUGGCCGCAACACCAAGAGUCGGAUUUUACGGCCUCGUCUACUUGAGCGACGUACCAAGAAGCGACUUCAAUGCAUGUCGUUGCGGUGUGAUUUGGCGGACGGUAGGUAUCAGCGCCGGAAUUGGAAGACGGGUUUGAGGUAUGGAACGGGGAGCAGUGUCGGAGCGAAGCGCACAUAGAUACUAUGCUUGUCGGAUGCAGAUCGCGGAAAGCAGAAGCGGAAAGAUCAUAUAGUACUAUUCGCAUGUAUUCUUGUAGGGACGAAUUUGCGUCUCUCCUGAUGUUCUUCCAGC
Molecule: messenger RNA, 1484 nt
Organism: Aspergillus brunneoviolaceus CBS 621.78
Lineage: Eukaryota; Fungi; Ascomycota; Eurotiomycetes; Eurotiales; Aspergillaceae
Product: carbon-nitrogen hydrolase
Exons: 4
Coding region: 44-1237 (397 amino acids)
Molecular function (GO): catalytic activity
Source: RefSeq, a predicted model, not a curated record